Messenger RNA from Dipodomys ordii (Ord's kangaroo rat), 714 nucleotides. RefSeq lists its product as uncharacterized. The record is from RefSeq and is a predicted model, not a curated record. Lineage: Eukaryota; Metazoa; Chordata; Mammalia; Rodentia; Heteromyidae.
AUGCGUCCCACAGCGUCUCCUAGCGACCAGUACGCUGCUAAACGCGUGCAUACGCAAUUGCGUGAUUGCGUCCAGGGAGCUAGAGGAAGAUGGAAGUUUGGCUGCCUCUCCUUCCAGCAGCCUUUUACUGGUUUUGUGUUUGGUGGAGUCAAGAACCUGGACACACGUUGGCGACCCCUGCUGAGGAGCCAUCAGAACUGUACCAUUGCCACUCACAUUGCUCACAGAGACUGGGAAGAUGAUUCCUGGUGGGAGCUGCUGGUGGAGAGGCUGGGGAUGAACCCUGAACAGAUUCCAACCUUGCUCCAGGAAGGGGAAAUGUGUGGCCAAGGUGUGGUAGCGGGUAAUGUCUCUCUCUUUUGUGACAUUGGGGGAACUAGACAAUGUCUGGAAAACUUAUCUCCUGACCAGGCCGAGGAAGAGGAAAAGCAAGCUGUACUGACCUACCUGAAGCACAAGUACCAGAUCGUGAUUUCCAACCCCAUGUGUUUACUGGAGCCCUUACCUAGGAAAAAGGUAGACAUAUUUCAGGUAGACAUCCUCAUACACUUGAUCCCUUUGGGCUGUGAAACACAAUUUGUCUGGAUCUUGGAAGACAGCAUUGCUUCAAACAAACCAAAUCAUGAAGUGAUGAGGUCACAAGAAGUGACCAUCUUUGUGCAUUUCUUCUUGAGGCUUCUUGCUAAGAUCACUUAUGUCUACUAUUUCCUCUAA